CAAUUUUCAUAUAUUAUCUUUCUUUGUUUUCACUAUCAUUAUCGAUAAUUUUUUUUGUUGUGUUUUAUGUCUCAUUCGUUAUCAUUACACAAAUACCAAUACCAAAACAAAUUUAAAUCUUGCCAUAAAAUGCAAGCAAUAGUCAAAAACAAGUCAUUUGAUCCAUACUAAAAAAAAGCGAUUAGAGAUGGCAAUGGCCAUCACUAUUCUGAAUGGCAAUCUUAUGCCAAGAAUUCGUUUAAUCAUCUUCAUUUGUCUUGGUCUUUGGGCGUUAUUAUUUUUGCUGAACAGUUUUUCAUUAGUCAAUCGAAAUCUGAUCAAUUAUUAUUCCAUUCAAUAUAUGCCAUUUAUUAAUGAUACUACAAUUGUUGUCGAUAAAAAUGGAAACGUCACCACCGAGAUUACAUAUCAUCAACUCACCCAAUAUGUUCAAUUAUCAUCGGAUAAAGUACAAAAUUUCCGAAUUAUCCUUUUUUGGACCAAAUACUUUGACCAAGACUUAAUGUAUCAGAUGAAAAAAUCAUUGAAUGGUGACACGGAAAAUUUAUUGUUUCGACCAAAACCAUGUUAUUAUCGAUAUCCGAAUUGUUUAGUCACAACCAAUCGUGAUUUCAUUGCAACAGCCAAAGUAAUCAUCUUUCAUUGGAGAGAUUUUCAUUACAAUGAUUUACCUACACGACGAAACUCCAAUCAAUUAUGGACCAUUUAUAAUUUAGAAGCUCCACCUAAUACGGCGCUGUUACCAGAUAGAGAUGAUUUAAUUUUCAAUCUGACCGCUACUUAUCGUCAUGAUUCAGACAUUUAUGUGCCAUAUGGACAACUAAUUGCUCGUAAUCAUGAUUUUGAUUUAGAAUCUAACAUUGAUAUUCGAUAUAAAAUCAAACCAGUCGUUUGGUUUGUCAGUAAUUGUCAUACGCAAAGUCAUCGAGAAAAUUAUGUUCAAAAAUUAUCACGAAUGGUACAGGUAGAUAUUUAUGGUAAAUGUGGCAAAUUUCAAUGUCCACAUUCACAUGAAUGUUAUCAAAAAGCAGCACGUGAAUAUUUAUUUUAUUUAUCAUUCGAAAAUUCACUAUGCAAAGAUUACGUAACUGAAAAACUGUUUAAUGUAUUAAAUUAUGACAUUGUUCCUAUUGUUUUCGGUGGUGCCAAUUAUUCUUCUAUAUUACCGGCCGGUUCGUAUAUCGAUGCCACACGAAUGAAACCAGAAACAUUGGCCCGUUUAAUCAUGAAAAUAGCCAGUAACAGGAAACUUUAUUUAUCCUAUUUCGAGUGGCGUAAAAAAUAUUCACUCGAUUCAGAAUCAGAUAUGAAUUCAAAUUUAUAUUGCCAACUCUGUAAACGUCUAGAACAAAAUGUAAUCAACGAUAAAAAUACAUUCCAAACCAGCAAAGAGAUCAACCAUUGGUAUUUCGAUGAUGCUUGUCGAAAUCCAGAUAUUUAAUUAUCCAGUCUUCUUGGUGAAUUUGUAAUUUUUAAAUUUUUCUUAAGCAUUAGUUUGAAACCAUUCUAGUCUUUCUUUAUGUUUUUAUAUUCAUGAUGAUGAUCAAAUAUAAAUUAUUUUUAAACAUUUAUAA
Dermatophagoides farinae (American house dust mite) is the source of this 1574-nucleotide messenger RNA. RefSeq names its product alpha-(1,3)-fucosyltransferase C. Lineage: Eukaryota; Metazoa; Arthropoda; Arachnida; Sarcoptiformes; Pyroglyphidae. Gene Ontology annotation, cellular component: membrane. Gene Ontology annotation, molecular function: fucosyltransferase activity. The record is from RefSeq and is a predicted model, not a curated record.